AUGGGUGGAAUGAAAUUUGAAUACGAUGAAAGUGGAGGGAAGUUUUAUUAUUUUAUUCUCUCUGUUUAUGCAUUAAUUCUUAUACCGGCGACAUAUUGGUUAUGGCCUAAGGCAGAAAAAAGAAAAAGUGCCCCACAUCCUGAAGAUACGUCUAAUUUUACUCCAUGUCGUCAUAAACAUCAAUUAUUACAUGCAAAUGAACCUAAUCGAAGACGACGAGCAAUAAUAACUAAAAUUGGUUUAAUCUUAGCAUGGAUUAUUUUAUUAGUACUUGCGUAUCGUGUAUCAUUAAUUGAAAUCGAACAUAAAGAAUAUGAUCCAUUUGCAGUAUUGGAUGUUGAUCGAGAAGCAACAAUCAGUGAAAUAAAACGAGCCUAUCGUGAUUUAAGUAAAAAACAUCAUCCAGAUCGUGGUGGAGAUCCAGAAAAAUUUAAAGAAAUAGCUAAAGCAUAUAAAACAUUAACUGAUGAAGAAGCAAAAGAAAAUUGGAAAAAAUAUGGAAAUCCUGAUGGACCAGGAGUAACACAUUUUGGUAUUGCUUUACCAAAAUGGUUAGUUGAUCAUCAAAAUUCUAUAUUUGUUCUUUUGGUUUAUGCUGGUAUAUUUAUGAUUGUUCUUCCUGUUAUUGUUUGUAUUUGGUGGCAAAAAUCUGCUCGUUAUUCAGGUGAUCAAAUAUUAACUGAUACAAUUCAACUUUAUUGGAUAUUUUUAAGUAAAACAUCAUCAAUAAUUAUUAAACGUGCAAUUAUGAUUCUUAGUGCAUCAAGAGAAUUUGAUCGAAAUCGUAAUCCACUUAUUGUUGAUCGAUUAAGUGAUAAUGUUGAAUUACCAAAAUUAUUUCGAGAAUUACCUGAUGUACAAGAAAAAACAAAAGAAAGACCAUUUCAAUUACCAUAUUGUUUAAAAGCACGUACACUUCUUCAUGCACAUCUUCAACGACUUAAUACAUUAAGUGAUAAUCUUGAAAGUGAUAAACGAUAUAUUGUUAAAAAAUCACCAUAUUUAAUUAAUGAAAUGAUUAAUAUUGAAGCUCAACUUGUUGCUAUGGGACAUGCUGGAAGAUUGAGAAAUGCUCCACGUCUUGAUACAAUUGAAAAUACAAUGAAAUUAUCACCAAUGAUUAUACAAGCAUUAUGGCAUACGAAAAGUCCUUUACUUCAAUUGCCACAUAUUACUGAAAGUCAAUUAAGAUUUUUCGAAACAAAAAAACGAACAAUUAAAUCAGUACGACAAUUUGCAGCUAUGAAUGAUGAAGAACGUCGUUCUAUGUUACGUAGUAUUACAGAUGAACAGUAUGAUGAUAUCAUGAAUGUUCUUUCUAUUUAUCCGCAUUUAACAAUGAGUGUAUCAUGUGGAGUAUUCGACGAUGAAGAUGAGCAUAUAAUAACAACAGGAGCCGUUGUGACCUUAACAAUACAUUUAAAACGUGAAAAUAUGUCAAAUGUAUUUAAUAAAGAAAUUGGAUCGAAUGCAUCAGCUGCAAUAAAUAAUCUUGAUUAUGAAGCCAAUGAAGAACAAGCAGAUGAAAAAGAAAAUCGAGAGAAGACUAAUGAUACAUCGAAAACAGCAACAUCAGCGAAUACAUCAAAAGGUUGGAAUAAUAAAUCGGAUAAGAAAAAAAAAUCAAAAAAGAAAGGACAACCAACAUCAUCGAAAUCGAACAAUAAACAAUCAACAACAAUUACUACUAGCAAUAAAAAUCAAACAAAAGCAACAGAAAAAGAUUCAAGUGAUGAUGAUUCAUCGAAACAUUCUGAUGAUUCUCCAUCGACAUUACGUCAACGUCAUGAAGUAUCCAAAGAAGAAAUGAAUAAUAGUGAAAAUGAAAAUAAUGAUGAAGAAAAUGUUUCAACUACAAUAAAAAAAUCACGAAAAAAUUCCGAUAAUGAUGAAGAUACAUUUCUUGAACGAUUUCAACAACAACAACGUAAACGUGAAACAUUAGAAACAAAAGCUAAAAUUAGUCAUCGAGUUUUUUGUCCAUUUUUUCCGGAAAUUAAACAAGAAUGUUGGUGGUUAUAUGUUGCUGAUAAAAAACAUUAUUCAUUAAUAAGUGCACCAGUUUAUUUAUGCACAUUAAAAGAUAAAGAAGAAGUUGAAAUUAAAUUUUCUGCACCAAAAAUACCAGGUCAUUAUGUUUAUUCCGUUAUAUUAAGAUCUGAUUCAUAUUUUGAUGUUGAUGUUAUGGAAAAUCUUGCUUUUGAUGUACAAGCUGCUAAAGAAAUGGUUGAUAAUCAUCCUCAAUGGGAUUUUAGUGAUGAAGAAGGAACAACAAAUAAUAAAGCUAAUGAUGAAGAAUUUGCCACCGAAAGUUUACUUAUUCAUAAAUAUUAUUGUAAAGAACAAGUAUACACACAUAAAGAAUCUAAACAAUUACGUUUUCAUGUUGCUUAUUUUAAUUUUGAACAUGUAUCAGAUGUUUAUGCUAUUACAUUAUGGAUUUUACUUGGUUCACUUGCUAAAGUUGGCUUUCAUUUGUCACAUCGUUUAACAGAAAAAUUUCCUGAAAGUUGUCUUUUAAUUAUUCUUGGUCUUAUUGUUGGUGCUUUACUAUAUGUUACACACUUAGCAGAACAAAAAGCUUAUGUACUCAAUAGUGAUACAUUCUUUUUAUUUCUUUUACCACCUAUUAUUCUUGAAGCUGGUUAUUUUAUGCCAAAUCGUCCAUUUUUUGAUAAUCUUGGUACGAUAUUAUUAUUGGCUAUAGUUAAUACAUUAUUUAAUACAAUAUGUAUUGGUCUUACAUUAUGGGGUUUUCAAUUUACACCAAUAUAUGGUGGUACUACAUUUGGAAUGUUACCUUGUCUUGUUUUUGCUGCACUUAUAUCAGCUGUUGAUCCUGUUGCUGUUUUAGCGACAUUUACUGAAAUACAUGUUAAUGAUAUGUUAUAUAUUGUUGUAUUUGGCGAAUCUUUACUUAAUGAUGCUGUAUCAGUUGUUCUAUAUCGAAUGUUUGAUUCAUUUGCUAAAAUUGGUCAAGAAAACAUCAUUGCAAUGGAUAUUGUAUUGGGUGUUUUAUCAUUUUUUGUUGUUGCACUCGGUGGUGUUUUAAUUGGUAUUAUAUUUGGAGUUAUUGCAUGUUUUACAACGAAAUUUACGGAACAUACACCGGUUCUUGAACCACUUAUUAUUCUUGUUUAUGCUUAUUUAGCUUAUCUUACGUCAGAAAUGGUGUCAGUAUCUGGCAUCUUAGCUCUAACAUUUUGUGGUAUGGUAAUGAAACAAUAUGUAUCAUUUAAUAUUUCAAAAAAAUCUGAUGCAACAACAGAAUAUGUACUUAAAAUGUUAUCAUCUAUAAUGGAAACCAUUAUAUUUAUGUUUAUGGGUUUAUCAACAGUUAGUGAUAAUCAUUCAUGGAAUACAGGUUUCGUUCUUAUGACACUAUUUCUUUGUCUUCUCUAUCGAGUUAUUGGAAUUGCAAUAUUUGCUAAUUUAGCUAAUUGUUGGCGUUUACUUGAAUUAACACGUAUUGAUAUGUUGAUUAUGUCAUAUGGUGGUUUACGUGGUGCUAUUGCUUUUGCUCUAGCACUUAUUCUUGAUGAAACAAAAAUCGAACGAAAAAAAGAAUUUGUUACAGCAACAAUAGCUGUUGUCUUUUUUACGGUUUUUAUACAAGGUAUUACAAUUGGUCCAUUGGUUAAAUUGCUUAAUGUAAGACGAAAACAAGUUGAAGAACCAACUAUGUCGGCUAAAUUAACAAAUCGUAUGAUGGAUCAUGUCAUGACUUGUCUAGAAGAAAUUUCUGGUAGUGGUGGAAGUAAUUCAUUACGUGAUAAAUGUCGAAAUCUUGAUCGAAAUUAUUUUAAACGUUGGUUAUUACGUGAAACACCACAAGAAAGAAUGGAUAUUAAAUUAUUACAAACAUUUAAAAAUAUUAAUGUACGAUCAGCUAUGAAAGUUCAUGAUACAUCUAAAGGAUUGGUACCAGCUACAACUUCAUUAGCUAUGCAAAAAUCACCAUCGGAAAAUAAUUUUAGACCUGAACGAAGAAUUCUAAAUGUUUCAGAACUUGUUACUGCCAAUAAUCUUCCAGAACGUCCUGUACCAGAUUUAAUGCUUUUUGGAAAUCAUGGCGCUGAACAUCAUCAGGAUGAUGCAGAAAUGCAUCAUUUUCUUGAUACAAAUCUUCAUCAUGCGAGACGAAGAGUAAGAAAAUUUAAAUAA
Messenger RNA from Rotaria sp. Silwood1, 4164 nucleotides. The record is from the annotation of a GenBank genome assembly. Lineage: Eukaryota; Metazoa; Rotifera; Eurotatoria; Philodinida; Philodinidae.